AUGUCGACCGCCGUUGCGCCUGCCACCGCUGCUCCUCUGGCAUCUUCUCUUGGAGAUAGGCCUGCAAGUCCCAAGGCCUAUCCUACCUUGGCUCCUUCGAACUCAUCCGCCGCUUCGGCCUCGACGCCCUCUCGAUUGACGUCGGGAUCUCAUGACGGCGCUGGAGGGAAAUCAACCCCGGAAGGGAAGAAGACGUCUCCCUCCAGUGUCGCCCACCAGAUCGUCAUCAAGAAAGAACCACCCUCAUCGCCCAGCAUGAGCUCCCAACCCCGGCCACGGCCUCGCAAACUAGACCUUUCCGCAAGCACAUUAUCCGUCCGUGGCCCAGCUGGUCCUAUGACCGCCCGAGAAGGACGGGGCAUGCAAGAAGUUGGGCUGGCCUGUUUGUCGCCGGGGUUCCAAACCGACGACCCCGUCCGACAAGAGCAACUGCAACGAAGCAUGACAGUGCGCGAACAGCAGCGAUCGAUAAUCGAGUCGAGACUGCAAAAGUCUGCCAAAGGCGAUGGUCCUGAUUUCAAAGGCCCUGAUUCAAAUCCUUUUGGUUCACUACGUAGCAAGAAACGACCACCCCCUGGCCUUUCCAUCGUUCCGCCUUCUGCUUCUCAAUUCGCAAAUGAACGAGUCGUUCAGUCUGCUCCUCUGCACCAGACUUUCACAGGUCGCCAUGAUCCUCCACCGCUGACCCGCCAUGUGCUCAACCAGACAGGAAAUCUUCCAUCUCCCUCUCACAUUCAUCAUAUGCCGGCAAUGCAAACCAAUAACCGCCUGCCACCGAUCUCGGAUGUGUUUGGAUCGGACCUGUCGUCGAGGGAAAGAGAAAGGGACCGCAGCGGCCAUUUACCUGGUGUGGGAACGAGCAAUUCACAGUCUUCAAAUAUCCCACCAUUUUCGUCUUCUCCUGGCAAUACUUCGCAGCAACGAUCUCGGGAGUAUCGAUCGGCUGAGGAGGCUGUACAUGAACUUUCGGGAGGUCGAGAGGAACUUAUACCCCGGAUUGUACAUUAUAAUGGUCAGCCGGCCACUCCACCUUCACCCUACACAAACGGAAACCUGGGUGCUGCGUCGAGCACGCAGUCCCACAUCCCUGCUCCCUCGCAGGGCACAUCUCGGCGUCGCACAAGAAACGAAUACGAACAAGACAAUGGAAGUCCUCCACUGGGUACAGGCCCUGACCCAAGAUACCGAAAUGGGCCCGCUCCGGCCGUGCCCUCGUUUGGACCGUUUGGAGCCGGCCGCGACUCUCCAGAGACGCAAAAGAGGAAGAAGGAAGAAUUCCUGCAACUUUGUGACCGAGCCUGGGACCUUUUCCACUCAUAG
This is a messenger RNA of Talaromyces proteolyticus, 1320 nucleotides long. RefSeq lists its product as uncharacterized. NCBI's taxonomy places the organism in Eukaryota, Fungi, Ascomycota, Eurotiomycetes, Eurotiales, Trichocomaceae. The record is from RefSeq and is a predicted model, not a curated record. The transcript has 2 exons. Bases 1 to 1320 code for a protein of 439 amino acids.